Cinara cedri is the source of this 714-nucleotide messenger RNA. Lineage: Eukaryota; Metazoa; Arthropoda; Insecta; Hemiptera; Aphididae. The record is from the annotation of a GenBank genome assembly.
AUGCCCGCGUACGCGAGCGCGUCCGUCCUUUUACGUACCCGUAAUGUAAUCGUAACGCGCGUUGAUUAGAUACCGCACUGCGCGGUGAAACGAUAAACCUAACGUACGACGGUAUCGAUUAAAUAACGCUCGUCAAAUUCAUUGCGAUUUUGGUUGAACGCCCAACAAAUUUAAAUUCGUUUCGAAUUUAAUUUCAUUUUGACAGUGAAAUUUACGCCUCUCGAAAAACGGGAGAUCGGUUGUUCUACGUCUGAAACGGGAGCUGAAAGGGCGACACGAGCUUCAGAAACAAACGGACAACGAGAUGCAAGAUUGAAAUCCGACCGAGAACAUAAUGCUCGAGCCCGUUCAAACGAGCAUACAAAACGAAAUUCCAGGCGACAUCACAGUGUACAAGUCCGUCUAUACUGUAAUGAAUGUUGUCAAUUACAUCCAACUGAAAUGUUAAAUUCACUUGAUGUGCAAAACUUGCCACCGCACGAUCCCAGAUUGAAAACUGGCGUGCCCAGCGUUCUUCUACGAAACGUCAAUCCACCGCGCCUUUUCAAUGACACUAGGCUAUCGGUAAAAAAAUUGAUCGACAACAUUAUCGAAACUAUAAUUUCAAACGAACAUUUUACGACGGAUAUGGCUUAUUUACACGUUCGCAUAUUACAAUACAUUACGAAAUAUGAAAAUAUGUCGGGGAAUUCGGCUACAAAAAAAAAAAAAUAA